AUGCCUCUAUCAAACACGUUUGGAACGCACAGUUUGGAAACCCACUCUUUACAUAUUCAACCAGCACCGCACAUGAAAUUGAGUAAAGAGGAAAGGUCUCAUUAUAGGGAGCGGUACCACUCACUAGACUAUAUAUCUAAUUAUGUGUCUGUAUUUGACCAAGCAAUGAGCUAUAAUAUCGAUUCCAGGAUUAGAAAAGAGAAUGAGCUCUUAUUGAAAAAGUACUAUGAAUCAAGGAAACCUUUUAGCUUCACCAACUUCAGGCAAGGAAGUGUAAUUAGCUCUUCGGAUUCUUCUACAGGCUUUACCGAAAGAACAAAGAUUUAUAGUUUCCUAAACGAUUUUAUUAGUAACUGCGUUAAUGAAGUAGAUCCAUACACACUAAAAAUGACAGUAAGAAAUAGACAUAGCGCUUUAAACAUGGUCAACAUGGAUGAUGAACGUAAGGACAAGGAUAGCGAGGACGAUCUUGAAGAGAAUCCUAAUAACGAUCAUUUUGGUAGGUCUGGUGAUGGUUCUUUAUAUUCGUCGGAAAGAUUGGAGAUACUCCGCUCCUGCUCAACAAGAUCAUAUUUCAAAUAUUAUAAAAAGCUUUUGACAGUAGACCUAAAGGAUUGUGAUAUUUUGAAAAGACAUAAUUUAUGGAUGCCAAUGAUUGCCAGAAAAUUUAGGUUUUUAUUAAUAUCCAAUGCAGAACCAAAGGAUGCAAGUUUAGCGAGCCCCGUUCCAAUACCUAUUAUAUCGCCAGACUUAGAUAUUUUUCAAAAAAAGACAUGCCCUCUUUUCAUCAAUGGUACAGACUGUGUUCCCAAGAGUUAUGAUACGUUUUCAGGUUCUUCAGUAGUCAUGUCAAUUUUUUCAGAGUUCAAAUUCCCACCAUUAACAUACCAUUGUUCCGUUGAAUUGAAUGACCAACUGUUUAUUGUCGGGGGUUUGAUGGCGUGCCAUCGGUAUGAUGAAGAAGCAGCGGAUUUAAAAGAUUUUUAUGUUGAUGGCAUAAAGAAUCUACCACCGCCACUAUUACCGGACUUAAUCAAUAAUCCAUCCAUGAUUUCUAACCCUCAUUUAUACUGUUUAUCCUUAACUUCUUCCAGACUAACAAGACCAGACAUUGCAGGUUACAUUCCCCCUCCACUGGUGUGUAGUCAGGGUUGCAAAUUGACGGAAAGGCAUAUAUUCUUUUACGGUGGGUUUGAGAUCAAGUCGGAAACUCAAGUAGAUGAUAAGGGAAGAUAUUUCAUAAGGAAGAGAGCUUUUUUGAAUAACACCGGCUACAUUUUAGACACAGUGACAUUUAAAUUUUCCAAGAUCGAAUUGGUAGCUCCUCCAUACCAAUUUGCCAUUUACAAUAAUUUCUCACCGAGGUUUGGGCAUAUGCAGUCAUCAGUAAGUAAUUCUAGUAAUAACUUGGCUAAUGACAGCUCCUCGACAAGCACCAAGGGUAGAAGAUCGAUCAGCCCAUAUCGUCGGGGUAGUGGAGACUACAAGAUUGAUGAUUUAGUGGGCCCGCCAGCUAGUAAAGAUUAUUUACCAAGCGAUUCCAUGUCAAACGUGACAAUCCCAAGAUCUACAGAUAGUUUUUCUUCCAAAACUUUUAGUACAGGAACACAUUCUUGUAGCUCUGUUAAUACCAUUAUUAUCUUUGGAGGCUAUAGUCAGACCGGUGAUGAUAAAUACGAAGCUAUGAAUGAUAUGUGGAAAAUAGACAUCCCGGUCAUAUCUCGUGGUAAACGUAAUUAUUACAAAUUUGCUGACACGGUGACAGUUACUAAAAUUCCUGUUAUUGAUGAUCCAGAACUAUGGCCGAGCAGAAGAGCAUUUUCAGCAUGCUGUGUUCCUGAUUAUUUCACACAAGAAGCAGAACCUAUUGAAAAAAGGCUUUUGAGAAACUUGAAAAACGACUUUUCCAUAGAUAUGGAAACCCAGCCAGGCAAUAAGCCAUCUCAACCGCUUUUCCCAAACAUACCACAUUCAAGAAAGGAGAAGAAAAAUGGGCGCGAUAGUAUGCAUGCUUCCAGUUCAAGCAACAGUACUAGUGACGACGCCUCGUUGAAAUCUGCUAAAAAUACGAAUUCAAGUCCUUCUAUAAGUCCCAAACACACGCCACCACUGAACAUGCCGAAGAGAGGCACUCCAUUCGGAAGAGUGGUUGCAUUUCACGGGGGGUCUGAUCGCUAUAGCGUUUGCUGCGAUAUGUGGUGGUUUGAUUUCGAUUCGGAAAUUUGGACGAAGAUAGACCUCUUUGCUAAAACACAAGAUGAGUCUGAUGGUUUGGUACCCAUAAGCCUCUGUAUGGUUGGGCACUCUAUGACGACAGUGGGUCGUAAGGUGGUGCUUAUCGGCGGUCUACGACAAGAAGAUGUUGACCGAUUGUAUAUGGAUGAAGCCGUUCCCGAAGAAAAAGUAUCAGGUAUUCCGCUCGGUAGUGGUGUAAUAAAUGUUGUGGAUUUGGAUACACAAUGUCUUCAGGGCUGUAAACUAAUACGAUAUGAAGGGGACACUAAGGAUUCAGUCAUUAUGGACUUUCACCUCGGCGAACCCCAUCAAGUAUUGGCCGUAGCAGGCUCAGUAGCACAAUGCAAGGGAGGUGUGACCAUGGUGGGCGGGGUGGUAGCCGGUCGUCAAAACAUCUCGAAACUUUAUCUGAGGGGAGCUGUCUUACAGUUGAUCCUUCCAAGUAUGAAUUUGGCCAACUAA
Molecule: messenger RNA, 2697 nt
Organism: Saccharomyces eubayanus
Lineage: Eukaryota; Fungi; Ascomycota; Saccharomycetes; Saccharomycetales; Saccharomycetaceae
Gene: GPB1
Product: Gpb1p
Exons: 1
Coding region: 1-2697 (898 amino acids)
Cellular component (GO): cell cortex of cell tip
Molecular function (GO): protein binding
Source: RefSeq, a predicted model, not a curated record